This is a messenger RNA of Dipodomys spectabilis (banner-tailed kangaroo rat), 365 nucleotides long. Its product is annotated as gametocyte-specific factor 1-like. The transcript has 4 exons. Lineage: Eukaryota; Metazoa; Chordata; Mammalia; Rodentia; Heteromyidae. The annotation marks the transcript as partial. The record is from RefSeq and is a predicted model, not a curated record.
AUGAAUCUGCGGAUCCUGAGAGGCUACUACCAUGCCCCUAUGAUAAAGGCCACAAGGUGAUGGCCCGCCGGUUCCCCUACCAUCUGGUGAAAUGCAGAAAGAAUCAUCCUGACAUUGCAGCCAAAUUGGCCACGUGCCCCUUCAAUGCUCGCCACUUAGUUCCUCGUGAUGAGUUCCGUAAGCACAUAGCAAACUGUGUUGACAAAACUUGCAUUGAGGAUUUUGCAGUCAACUUCGCUUCAGACCGUGCACAAGAAAGGAGGUCUGAAAAUACAUGGCAAUGCCCUCCCUGUGAGGAAGACUGGGAUAAAGCUUUAAGAAUUCUUUCAUUAGUGGCCAUUGAUAUGGUGUGGACUAGAAUGUAG